Molecule: messenger RNA, 2239 nt
Organism: Impatiens glandulifera
Lineage: Eukaryota; Viridiplantae; Streptophyta; Magnoliopsida; Ericales; Balsaminaceae
Product: plastidial pyruvate kinase 2
Exons: 12
Coding region: 205-1935 (576 amino acids)
Biological process (GO): glycolytic process
Cellular component (GO): cytoplasm; chloroplast stroma
Molecular function (GO): potassium ion binding; magnesium ion binding; pyruvate kinase activity
Source: RefSeq, a predicted model, not a curated record
AAAUAGAAAAGUGAUGUGUGGGAAAGUCCGCUUCCUAUUCGACGACACGAACGAAGCCGCCAUCAUCAUCAUCAACUAUGCCAUAGGCGAUAACUUCGAGAUCAGCUUCAAAACUGAGCUUUAAUUAAACAGCAGGAUCUUCUUUCUCUCUCAUUCACAAACUGAGCUUAAUUAAACAGCAGGAUCUUCUCAACCGAUUCAAAAAUGGCUCAAAUGGUGGCUUCUCGACCGAUUCACAGCUCCUUGGCAUGUCCUACCUCUGGAUCUAUCAUAUCCAGAGCUGAGAACAUUCAGCCUUCCGUUUUUUCUUCUAGAAUACCGGUUCACAAUGAUAGGAAGAACCGUCGCUCUUUUCGCAUUUCGGCAGCCGUUGCCGGAAAGAGAUCUACUCGUCUGGAGCCUGAAGUCAUUCCUGUCUCCCCCGAAGAUGUUCCCAAGAUUGGAGACGAAAUGGAAUAUGUAAUGGGACUUCAGAAGUUCAGUGACACUUCCGUGGGUAUGUGGUCGAAGCCCACAGUUAGACGCAAGACAAAAAUUGUCUGCACAAUUGGACCAUCUACAGAUACCAAGGAAAUGAUAUGGAAGCUGGCUGAGGCUGGCAUGAAUGUUGCUCGUAUGAAUAUGUCACACGGAGAUCACGCAUCUCAUCAGAAAGUCAUUGAUUUGGUCAAAGAAUACAAUGCUCAAGCCAAAGACAAUGUCAUUGCCAUAAUGCUUGACACGAAGGGUCCUGAGGUUCGAAGUGGCGAUUUGCCCCAACCAAUUAUGUUAGCGAGUGGGCAAGAAUUUACCUUCACUAUAAAAAGAGGUGUCGGUACUGCAGAUUGUGUCAGUGUUAAUUAUGACGAUUUUGUCAAUGAUGUAGAAGAUGGAGAUAUGCUUCUAGUUGACGGUGGUAUGAUGUCAUUUUUGGUGAAGUCCAAGACAGAAGAUUCUGUAACAUGUGAGGUUGUUGAUGGUGGAGAGCUUAAAUCAAGACGACAUUUAAAUGUUAGGGGAAAAAGUGCUACACUUCCCUCUAUCACAGAGAAGGAUUGGGAUGAUAUCAAGUUUGGAGUGGACAACAAGGUUGAUUUUUAUGCAGUCUCAUUUGUCAAAGAUGCUGCUGUCGUGCAUGAAUUGAAGAAUUACUUGAAAAGCUGCAAUGCUGAUAUACACGUUAUUGUGAAAAUUGAAAGUGCGGAUUCUAUUCCAAAUUUGCAUUCCAUAAUUACUGCUUCUGAUGGGGCAAUGGUUGCUAGAGGGGAUCUUGGUGCAGAGCUUCCAAUUGAAGAGGUUCCACUGUUACAGGAAGAAAUAAUCAGGAUAUGCCGUAGCAUGGGGAAAGCCGUUAUUGUGGCUACAAACAUGCUUGAAAGCAUGAUCGUCCAUCCCACACCAACCCGAGCAGAGGUAUCAGAUAUUGCAAUAGCUGUUAGAGAGGGUGCUGAUGCAGUUAUGCUUUCUGGAGAAACUGCUCAUGGAAAAUUUCCUCUGAAAGCUGUCAAAGUGAUGCAUACAGUUGCAUUAAGGACGGAAGCAACCUUGGUUGGCGGAGAAACACCUCCUAAUCUUGGACAGGCAUUCAAGAGGCAUAUGAGUGAGAUGUUUGCUUUUCAUGCAACGAUGAUGUCAAACACUUUGGGGACCUCGACUAUUGUAUUCACUAGAAGUGGUUUCAUGGCUAUUCUUCUGAGUCAUUAUCGUCCUUCUGGAACGAUAUUUGCUUUCACAAAUGAGAAAAGGAUACAACAGAGGUUGGCUUUAUACCAGGGAGUAUGUCCAAUUUAUUUGGAAUUCUCGGAUGAUGCUGAAGAAACAUUUGCUACUUCUCUGUCCUUGUUGAAGGAGCAAGGAAUGGUAAAGAAAGGAGAGCAGGUGGCGAUAGUCCAGAGCGGUAGAAAGCCUAUCUGGCGUUUCCAGUCCACUCAUAAUAUCCAGGUCAGGGAAGUCUAGUCGAAAUCCCCCCAAAUCCUUAUUUGGAUCAUCUUGAGUGUAGAAGAAGAAUAAGAAGAAGUCAGGUUGGUUUUAUUCUUUGUUCUUGUGAUGCAUCUAUGUUUUUUGUUAACUUUAUUAUUCUCCUUCUCCUUUGUUGGUGUUCUACGAAUGGUUAAAAAAACUGUUGAUUUUAGUGUAGUAUUAGGAGGAGAGGUGGAUGGAUAUUAGCUUGUUGUUCAAUUUGGAAGGUGUACUGUGUUGUUUCAAAUUGACUUGAGAAUUAGGUUGUUUGAUUGGUAUGCUAUGCUAUAUUAUAAGCCAC